Molecule: messenger RNA, 1398 nt
Organism: Mycetomoellerius zeteki
Lineage: Eukaryota; Metazoa; Arthropoda; Insecta; Hymenoptera; Formicidae
Exons: 5
Coding region: 431-1090 (219 amino acids)
Source: RefSeq, a predicted model, not a curated record
CCGUAUUUUUUUUUUUUUUUUUAAGAAAAGGUCCUUUCCGCAUCGAGGACGGAAGAGUUUUUGAGCAUCACUUGAAGUAUCAUGAUCGGAAACACGUCUCCACGCCCAAGCAUGGUCCUCUUCAUCGAAGAGGGGGAGAAAGGGAGGGAACGAAUGGUUCACGAAACGUACAGCGUCUUCGUGACGGGCGAGACCCAUCUCUCGAAAACGUUGUUCACCGGGUGGUAAAAGUACUGACACGACGUGUCCUCCUUGUGUAUAUAUAGGGGUGCCUGCCAAUAAGGUACUGCAGUUCUUUGUAGAACGUCUGCAAGACGACAUCAUAGUGGAUAUCCGUCUUUUUGACGUUUCUUUGGUGGAAACAUUCAACCGCUCAAUCAUUGCAAUCGAUUACAAGAAAAAAAGUGAUUGUAGCGUAAAAAGAAGAAAAAUGAUAACAUUCGUACUUCUUGCUGUUUUGAUGACGUUGUCCUCUGCCCAAUUUCAACCACAACCCAACGGUCGAAUUCUAGAAUCACCGAAUCCAGCACUUUGCGCGCAGAGAAGCAUUCAUCGACGAUUCAAUGGAAAAGGCUAUUACUUCUCAUGGGCUGAUCAGAGGACAGCUGGACAGGAGGUAGAUUGGCUGUCAGGUAGAAACUUCUGCCGACAACGUUGUAUGGACCUGGUUUCGUUGGAAACUUCCGCCGAGAACGAGUUCAUCAAGAGCCACAUCAUUCAAGACAAGGUAAAGUAUAUCUGGACCUCCGGUCGCCUAUGUGAUUUCAAUGGUUGUAACCGAGAAGAUCUACAGCCCCUUCGCAUCAACGGCUGGUUCUGGACCGCCGAGUUGCAGAAGCUUGCACCAACUAACGAACGUAGCCAAAACGACUGGUCUGAGAGUGGCGGCAUCCGCAAACCGCAACCUGAUAAUCGUGAGGCUAUUCAGGGCGGCGCUCCUGAAAAUUGCCUUGCAAUUCUCAAUCAAUUCUACAACGAUGGAGUGAACUGGCACGACGUGGCAUGUCAUCACAAGAAACCAUGGGUCUGCGAGGAUAACGAGUCUCUUCUGAGAUAUGUUCGCUUCAUCAAUCCUAAUAUUCGUGUAUAAUGGACAAAAAAACUGAGCAAUGAUAACUUUAUAUUGGUUUGAGUAGGUUUAAGCAUACCUAUAAAAUUACAACGUUUAAAAGCACAUCUAUGCGACACGCUAGUGAAGCGACUGAAUAGUAUAUAGAAUAUCUUAUUUAUUGUAUUUAAUACUUCCAUACUCUCAUUUGCCCAAAAAGUAUGAAUUAUUUAAUGGAAAUUUUAUGAAUGUUAACUUCAGAAAAUAUCACUAUUUAUAUUCCUAGAUAUAAUCAUAGAUACACAUGGAAAAUUAUAUUUAAUAGAGAGACUGCAGUCCAAGAUUUAUAG